AUGGUCUUCCGGAUGGCCCGCUUAACACCCCGGCCUGCCCGACUCACACCACGACGUCUUUUGUUCAUCGCAUCGGCAGGUGUGCUCUUUGGCGUCCUAUUCUUUAGCUUAGCCCCAAUCACCUCGCCACUUCCGACUUACACAGGACCGCAUGAGGUUGGCAUACUGGAUGUUGAGACCGAGGUCCAAAAGAAAACCAUCCACGAUGCCGUACUGAAAGCAACUGGGGAAAAGGCUUUCGAACUCGAUACACUGGCUAUCACUUUGUACUACCCUUCUUCUUUGCCUUUGGCGUCGCCUAGUCAGCGACCAUGGGCACGACCAUGGCUGCCCCAACCAGUCUCGCUCAUUGGCGAGGGAUAUGCUCGACUUGCUGGCGUGUCGAAACUGUCUUCGGUUUUCACAUUUGCCCUCUGGCUCCUUGGCUCAAGCACCGUCAUCCCGGGUGUCGUUGACGCGCCCAUACUUUCCAGCGCUGAACAGAUAUUAGGGGAAGAUGGUAGUAGCACAGGCGGCUUUGGAAAGCUUAUGGAGGCAGCAGAGCAGGAACAUCAAGAGCUGAAAAGAGGCAACGAUCUCGGAGGGCUGCCUUGUAUGGUUUUCACGCACGGAAUGGCAGGAAUGAGCCAGAGCUAUGCUCACUACCUUGGGAGCAUUGCAAGUCACGGCUAUGUCGUCGCUGCUAUCGAACAUCGUGACGGAAGCGGACCCGGUACUAUUAUUCAUCGUCCUGAUGGGUCGGAACGAAAAGUCUGGCACAUGAAGCUCAAAGACUUAGCAGCUGACCCGCCAAUGACCGACCUAGACCUUAAGGCCGCACAACUCAACUUCCGUGAAGCUGAGAUCAGCGAAACAAUCAAGCUCUUCGCGCAACUCAAUGCAGGUGACGCACCGAUUAUGAACCUCAAGCCUGGCUCACCGCGCAAUGCCUUACCUGGUUUCAAGAACCGUCUCAAUCUGUCUGCAGUCACAGUCGGAGGCCACUCAUAUGGCGCGACAGGCGUGAUGCAAGCGCUCAAAUCUGCUGGCUCAAAGGAAAUGCCCAUUAACGGCGGUGUUGCAUUAGAUCCUGGAAAGGGAUCAGGACCACUCAACAAAGAUAUAGACGUACCAAUACUUGUAAUGCAGAGUGGAGAGUGGACAGAGAAACAAACAGGUUUCUAUGGACAGGGAUGGCAUUUUAAUGUCGUCAAGGAGAUCAUCGAGAAUGUAAAAGAGGGAUGGUUUAUGACCUUGAUGGGCACCGCUCAUCCGUCUUGUACUGAUGCGCCUCUCAUCGUUCCCUGGAUCAUGAAGUUGGUCACUGGUACAACGCUGAACAGCAAGGAUGCGCUUCAUGAGUACAUCGACACAUCGGUUGCCUUCCUGGAGUACCUGCGAACAGGCGAGAAGAAGGGCGUUAUAGAGAGUGGUGUCACGAACGACGAAGGGCCUUUCCAUCGCGUAACACCACGCAAAACGGUCAAGGGCCCGCAUGGCGCUGACUGGGAAGUUCACGUUGUGCCUAACGCGGAGUAG
Alternaria burnsii is the source of this 1518-nucleotide messenger RNA. Its product is annotated as paf-acetylhydrolase family member. Bases 1 to 1518 code for a protein of 505 amino acids. Gene Ontology annotation, molecular function: 1-alkyl-2-acetylglycerophosphocholine esterase activity. The record is from RefSeq and is a predicted model, not a curated record. Lineage: Eukaryota; Fungi; Ascomycota; Dothideomycetes; Pleosporales; Pleosporaceae. The transcript has a single exon.